Sphaerulina musiva SO2202 is the source of this 3054-nucleotide messenger RNA. RefSeq lists its product as uncharacterized. The record is from RefSeq and is a predicted model, not a curated record. Lineage: Eukaryota; Fungi; Ascomycota; Dothideomycetes; Mycosphaerellales; Mycosphaerellaceae. The annotation marks the transcript as partial. The transcript has 4 exons.
CCCGAAAACAGCACCAACAACCUCACACAACCACAGGGCAGCAUUGCAGUCUGUCCCUAAAGCCCUUCAAGUUGUACGGAACAUCGUUUCGCUUCACCUGUAUGUUCAUGUACUUCUACCUAGUUCUCUACCUUACUAGUAGUACUCCACCUGGUUCCACUUGGUAGUUCUAGCGCGGCUGUCCAGGAUCAGCAGCCUCCACAAUUGCUGCCCCGAAGACAACUUUCACAGCUUCGCACACAACCACCACCCACACCCACACCCACACACUGCAACAUUCAAAACCAACAGCAAGAGCAACACGACGCACACCACAGACGCUCAUUCAUCGCCGAACUACGUCUAUCUGAGGUACUGGAAAUUGCAGCGCGCCGCCAUCGAGCCCGUCGCCGAGGCGAUCCCCGCCCUUCCCCCCAAGUCGCCCAACAUCACCAUCGGCUCACCCCCCAUAAGGUAUCACGCGCGCUUUGAGGUUGACCAAACUCAUCCACACGUUCAACACUCUGUCAAGCCCCCACCAAGUAGCCACCGCAUUCUGGAAUAAACACACGCGGUUUGGAUCGGCGAGCCCGCGCUGACUGUCGAGCGCGCUCGCGGGCCUACGCUCGUCCUUAUCAGUCCAUCGCCUGAGCGGGGAUCUCAAGCCUCCUUGUGAUGGCCGUUCGUCGCUACACUCGGGACGAGCUCCUCGCUCUAUCGCGCAGCACUCUCGUUAGUAGGCCUGACGACCUUCCUGCCAUAGAACAGUGGAUAGAUGAACAACCCCAGGCCGCAAAUCACGAGCGCCAUAAGAGCAACGAUGGCGCACUUGGGAAGAGCAGACAGCCAAGGGCCGGGCUCGCAGGAGCGGCGGCAGCUGAGGGCAGUCCCAUGGGUGCAUUCAGCACUGGUCGUCCUACUCUAUCCUCGAGAGGGAGUAUGCUCAGGAAUGCUAGUGGUGACGAUGUCUCACUUGGACCACCACGGAACAUGUUUCCCAGCAGUCGGACACUAUCCAAGGCGGCUGACCAGCAAGAUAGGAAUGCUGGCGAUACUACGCCUCACGAUGACCCGGAAUCGAUGCGCAGUCGUUUCUUCUCUGACCGCCAGUCCAACCGCAAGAGUGCAAUGGAAAAGGAAGGCAUCGAGAACAAAGAUCGCUGGAGCAGCGUGCGCGAUAGAAGACUGCAAGGAGAGCUUGAAGAGGACAAAAAGACAUUCACUAGGCAGGAUAGAGACAACGAGGCGGAUCGCCGCAAUGGCUAUGGUCACAAGGAGGAUCCGCGCUGGAGCAGAGAUGACAGAACGAAUGGAAACAAAGCAGCAGGUGGUGGCUGGCGCGAUCGAGAGGCAGCCCGCCGCGACAGAGAUCACCAGGAGAGGGAACCAGAGUGGAUGGACGAUCCAGUCGUGAAGAAGGACCAGGAACUAGGAUUGACUGUGCGAACACAAGAUGAUUUCGAGGAGUGGAAGAGGCAGAUGUCGGGCAAGCCGAAAGCUGAACAUGUACUGGCUUCCGAGCCUGUUCCUUUGCCCGCAGCAGAGCAACCCAAGCCCGGCCUGAAGUUAGACGUGUUCGAGGGCGGGUUCUUUGGUGGCUUCAAGAAUGUCACGUCGGCGACAGCCCCUGGCGCCUCUGCACCAUUGAUGGCAGCCGCGUCGGCUGGAGUCAAGCCUUUGGGUAAAGGCAAGACCAGUCGAUUUGCAUCCAUGUUCAAGCCUCCAGAAGCAGAAAGUAUCCCUACGCCUGCACUGGCCGAGGAGUCGCAACCUCAAGCGACGAAUGGCGCAAGCUCCAAAACGGCUGAAGACCAGGAAGGCUUCAAUCGCGUAUUGGCGAUGCUCGGUGGAACUAAAGUCAGCAACGGCCCACCUAUGCCUGAGCCAGCACGAGACCUCGCACCGUCAUAUGCUGAGCCAGUGCCUACAUCGCCUCCACCUCCGCCAAAGAGCAUGACUUCGAGUGGUACCUUGCCGGGAGGGCGCAAGAGCCGCUUCACGGACAUGUUUGCACAAGAGAAGAACCCUGAACGCAUGCAAUCCACACAAUCAGGCAGUCCGCCUCUCCAGGGAGACGGCUCAUUAGAGGGCUCCAGAAGGAGUCCUCCCGAGGACAAUGGUCUGUACGUGAAGCAACGGUUGCCAGCUCGACCGCCCAGUCACCAGAACAUUUCUCGGCCACAAGGUCCAGAAUCAGCAAUGUCGCCUGACCCAAGCGGCAUUCCCUUCAAUGCGCUACGCGAGCAGCAGCCGCGCCCAUCCUCGGGCCGUCCCAACGAUCAUUACAACAGGUUCGAGCCACCCUUGCGUGGUGCGGCUUCGCCUGAUCGCAAUAUUCAAGAUUUGCUCGCACAGCCGCGCCAUAGACCACAGCCGACCAGCUCUCAGAGCCAGGACCUGCUGAAUCUGCUCAAAAAUCCGGCUUCACGACCACAAUCUCAGCAAGCGCUUCCAGUGAACGGUGGUAUUGAUCAAGCAGACCUUGAGCGUUGGCUGCAACAUCAACAACCUACACAAAGUCAUGCACCGACUCAGACGCUUGCGCCGAAGCCACGUGGUCCCCAGCAACCCCCCGGAGGCUUUGAGGAACAGCUGAUGCGCAACUACGGUCAAGAGCAGCAGCGUCACGAGCAAAUGUCGCAAUUGCAGGACCGACAGCAGACCCGCGCGCCACCAGGAUUCUACAAUCACGAACAGCAGGACGCCAUGUUCGCACAGCAACAACGUCAUAUGAACCAGCGACAGCAGAUGCAGCAGCAGCAACAACAGCAGCAGCAGCCACCGCGGCGCAUGUCUGGCCACCCUGUACUCCAGCAAAUGCAUAUCCCCCCACAACACAGUCAGCCGGACUUUCAUCAGCUCACCUCCCCUAUCGGUGGCGGAGCACCACCGCCUCCAGGAUUCAAUCAGAUGCCACGAUUUCCUCCCGGCUUUGCCAACGUGAGCAACUUUCCACCGCAGCAACGAGAGCAGCCGCCGCCCGGUUUCAACGGUGGUCCCAUGUCCCCUCCCGCAUUGAGCGGAGGUGCACCCCCUGGCUUCUUUGGAGGACCCCCGAGUCUCCCUCCGGGCUUU